This is a messenger RNA of Paramecium octaurelia, 1222 nucleotides long. NCBI's taxonomy places the organism in Eukaryota, Ciliophora, Oligohymenophorea, Peniculida, Parameciidae. The record is from the annotation of a GenBank genome assembly.
AUGACUGAAUAGUUGGAGAACCUCAGAAAUUUCAAUCAUUAUGAGUUUAAUUCAAAUGUCAAGGUUACUUUGGCUGAGUACAUUUGGAUUGACGGAACUGGGCUAAGCUUAAGAUCAAAAACCAAGGUAUACAUAAAGGUUUAAUGUAUAGGUCUUUCAUCAUGAGAUCAAAUAACUUUCCGAUCUUGAAUGGUGGACUUAUGAUGGCUCAUCAACAGAAUAAGCCAACACAAAGUGGUCAGAGAUCUAUCUGAAGCCUGUGGUUUUCGUUCGGGACCCUUUCCGAGGUGCUCCACAUUUACUAGUAUUAUGUGAAACUUAUCUUCCUGAUAAAAAAACUCCGGCAAGAUAUAAUUUUAGGUAAGAGCCAUACGAAUUCUAUAUAGAUGGUUAGCGUAGGAAAUAAUGGAAAAGGCAAAAGAGUAUAAUCCUUGGUUUGGAAUUGAAUAGGAGUAUUAUCUACUAAAGAGAACAGGUACUACCCAUACCUGGCCUCUUGGUUGGCCCAAUGGUGGAUUUCCACAUCCUUAAGGGAGAUAUUAUUGCUCAAUUGGAGAGAGAAACAAUUUUGGUCGUGCUUUAGCCGAAGCACAUCAAAGAGCUUGUUUGAAUGCUGGUUUGAAGAUAGCUGGAAUAAAUGCUGAAGCUGCACCCUCCUAAUUUGAAUUUCAGAUAGGUAUAGCUCAAGGCAUCGAAGCCGGAGAUCAUUUGUGGUUAGCAAGAUAUAUUCUAGAGAGAAUUGGUGAGGAAUUCGGAAUUGAUAUCAAUUAUGAUCCAAAACCGAUCAAAGGAAAUUGGAGUGGAUCUGGUGCUCACUUCAACUAUUCUGAUUCCAAGACUAGAAGUGAAGGAGGCUAUGAAUAUAUACUGAAAACACUAAUUCCAGAACUUGAAAAAUAUCAUGAAUAAUCGUUAUUUCUUUAUGGAUCUAAUAACAUAGAUAGACUAACAGGUGCUCAUGAGACAAGUGAAUAUGGAAAAUUCACUUGGGGAGACGGUUCUAGAGGUGGUUCAGUUAGAGUUCCAAUCAUAACCAAAGAAUUGGGCAAAGGGUAUACUUGGUGUUUUCAUUAUUUAUAGAUAUUUUGAAGAUCGAAGACCUGCUGCUAAUAUUGACCCAUAUUUAGUAGGAUCAGUGAUUGUCGAUAUAACUUUGCUUGGAGGAACCUAUUUAGACAAAUUGAAGCAAGAGCUACACAAAUCAGCACAACCAUUAUAAUGA